GCGUGCGUUUCCCCCCUGUGCAAGAACAAGCCUACAGACACACAGCACACAAGGGGUGGGUCAUUAAUAACUAAUUACCGCAGGUCAGACCCUAACGCAUAUAUAAAGCCCACCGGGAGCCGGCACAAGAGAAACAUUUUCAGCACUGCGCACCAAGAGGACAGAUCGAGUUUAGAUAGAGAUUUCUUUUCAUUUUUUUUUUUAAAUAGGCACAUUGAUUUUUGUUAAAUAACAGACUUGUUGUGUAACUGAUUUAUUCCCAAAUAAGCGACAUUUCAAACUGGUGUUAAAUCAUAGUGAGAUUAGACAUUAUGGGUUCAGUGUUGCCCGCUGAAGCGCUGGCCCUGAAGGCUGGAUUUAAGCCGCACACACUGGCUCUGUCAGACAUCAUCACCUCAGACAUCCUGCACAGUUUCCUGUACGGCCGCUGGAGGAACGCGCUGGGAGAGCAUCUGUUCGAGGAGAAGAGCAGCGCCGUGGGACCCAAAACGGCCUUCACCGCGGAGGUUCUGGCGCAGUCCUUCUCCGGAGAGGUGCAAAAGUUGUCAAGUCUUGUGUUGCCCAGUGAGGUGAUCAUCGCACAGAGCUCCAUCCCUGGUGAAGGUCUUGGCAUCUUUUCCAAAACAUGGAUCAAGGCAGGCACUGAGAUGGGACCCUUCACUGGCAGGGUCAUUGCACCUGAACAUGUAGACCUCUUUAAGAACAACAACCUCAUGUGGGAGGUUUUUAAUGAAGACGGGACAGUGCGCUAUUUCAUUGAUGCCAGUCAAGAGGAUCAUCGAAGCUGGAUGACCUACAUCAAAUGUGCCCGGAAUGAGCAAGAGCAGAACCUAGAGGUGGUGCAGAUUGGAAGCAGCAUAUUCUACAAAGCAGUGGAGACAAUACCACCAGAUCAGGAACUGCUGGUAUGGUAUGGAAAUUCCCACAACACAUUUUUGGGCAUUCCUGGGGUUCCUGGCAUAGACGAAGAACAUCAAAAGAAGCAUAAAAAUGAUGAUUUCCACGUGUGUGACACCUCGUCGUCGAGCACGUCCCUGGCCACUGCGGGUCGCAUGCGCUGCGUGAUCUGCCACCGCGGCUUCAAUUCACGCAGCAACCUGCGCUCACACAUGCGCAUCCACACACUCGACAAGCCCUUCGUCUGUCGCUUCUGCAACCGCCGGUUCAGUCAGUCAUCCACGCUGCGCAACCACGUGCGCCUGCACACCGGCGAGCGCCCCUACAAGUGCCACGUGUGCCAGAGCGCCUACUCACAGCUGGCAGGCCUGCGUGCGCACCAGAAAAGCGCGAGGCACCGUCCUCCCAGUGGCGGGCCCGUGGUGGGGCUGCAAACUCCCUCACCUCCUCCUCCUCCUCAAAUGGCAGCGGUGCCUCACCCGGCCUCGCUGGUGCACCACAUACCCACCAUGGUGCUAUGAGCUGUCAAAGUGUCCCUUUGCUUUCAAACUUUAUAGCCUCAUAGAGCACAUGCCGCUGUUUGAAGUCGCACAUCCUCUUAGUGGAUGCUGUGUUGUUCAUGCUCUUGGCUGUGUGUAGGAGACUCGGUGUACUUGAUGCACAUGGCUGAGGAGCACAAGUUGUGACAGUACUGACAUGAGCACCAGAGUGCGGUUUUGUACGUUUAUUGUGUUGAAUUCUCAGAGGCAGACAAAGCAGAACGUGCUGAGUAGAAACCUUGAGUCUUCUUGUAUCUGUUAUAUGUGGCUCAUCCAAGAGCGAGCAAUCUCAAUGAGGUGGUCAGUCAAAGUGUGUAAUCGAUUAAUCUUUGCAUGCAAAAUUGUUACAGUGUAAAUAAAAAGGAGUGACAGCAUGUAAACAUGCCCCACCAUUAUUAGGUGACAGAAAAAUAGCCACACUUUUUUUUAAAAAAAAUAUAAACCCUCAAAAGAAUGCACAUUAUGAGGCUGCCGUCGUGUAUCAGUGAAUAUGUGGACAGGUCAAAAAUGAAUAUAUUUUAAGCCUCACUGGCUCCACCUACUGACCUGCAUGUCACCUCCAGUGAGUAAAGUUCAGGAGCACAAAAUUGUAAAUAAUCUGUGUAAGGUUUGUAAAGUAAUGUGAAUAUAAUUUUAAAAUCUACUUCUGCAAUUUACUGAACAGUCACUUUAUUUGUGUAUGUAUGUAAAACGUAAAUAAGAAUAAUUGGCUCUAUUAUAUUAUGUACUUUGUUUGCUGAAAUAAACUCUUUGAAUAUUCACAUUGUAUGCUAAUAAAUGAUUACUUAAUCA
Messenger RNA from Ictalurus punctatus (channel catfish), 2228 nucleotides. RefSeq names its product PR domain containing 12b (gene prdm12b). Lineage: Eukaryota; Metazoa; Chordata; Actinopteri; Siluriformes; Ictaluridae. The record is from RefSeq and is a predicted model, not a curated record. Bases 312 to 1418 code for a protein of 368 amino acids. Gene Ontology annotation, cellular component: nucleus. Gene Ontology annotation, molecular function: histone methyltransferase binding. The transcript has 5 exons. Gene Ontology annotation, biological process: neurogenesis.